AUUCGGGCCGAAGUUGCUUCGUGGAGGUGAAUAUUUUAUACUCUGAUCCCAAUGAUUGAAAUCGUAAAUAUUAAUCAGUUUCAAGAAGAUUUGUUACUCAUUUUUCUUUCGGUCAAUUCAGCUAAACAUCAUGACGCGACCGUCCAGCAAAAAAUGCAUAUCCGCUUCGUCGGAGAAGAAACCUCUCAAUAACCUGUCCAGUAGCAAACUGCGGCCAAGUACAAGUUUUGCAUCAACGUCUCCUUCGUAUUCUUCUAAAUUGAGUUUCAAGAUCGACGAUGAACUACAGCGAGGGGUUCAUCGGCUGGGUCAGCUUCCAUCAUAUCUCCGCAAGAAAGAUCAUCCAUCCAAAGUGACCAGUAAACUGAAAUCAGCUGAAUCCAACGCAAAACAACCACUUGCUAGGUCCAACACCGAUCCGAACGGAUUUUUGAAGAAAUCCACAAGGCAAGUUGCGGGCGGAGGAGUGAUCAAAGAAAGGUCAGUUCGUUCGAACAAGAUCUUAGAACGGGCAGUUGACAUUAUGAAUUACAAUCAAGUUGAAUCGAGUAUGCAGACGGAGUGUCCAUUUUUCAAGAGCCGUAUUUUCCGGUUCCCAGCUCUCCAAGCGAGCCUGUUGCUAGAGAAAGAUAUCGAGUUGGAUAGGUUGCGCGAUAAAAUUCGGUAUUUUCAGGAGAAGUAUAAUGCAUAUUGUGAGAGGCGCAGGUUGCAGGAGAGCCGUAUCCUAAUCUUACAAACCGAAUUGGCUAGCAAGGAUGAGGUGAUUAAGAAGCUUCAAACGACUUUAAAAACUAAACAUGCACUAUUGGUAUGAACAAAAAAUCCGACAACGUUACAGAACUGUCCCGAAAUAUUUGGCGAAAUAGCAGAAAAGAGGCUGAAAAGCAAAUUACAGCGACAUCAAAUAUGAGAGUCACAAAUAAGUGCAGAUCGAUGUUUUGUUAGUACUUUUGCGUCAAAUAUAU
Armigeres subalbatus is the source of this 965-nucleotide messenger RNA. RefSeq lists its product as uncharacterized. The transcript is spliced from 2 exons. Lineage: Eukaryota; Metazoa; Arthropoda; Insecta; Diptera; Culicidae. Bases 131 to 814 code for a protein of 227 amino acids. The record is from RefSeq and is a predicted model, not a curated record.